AGACGCUAGUUUGCCGGAGAGGGCGCUGUAGAUUUGGUUUACUUUUGACCAUAAUAUAGGAAGCUAAAGAGAUGUAUUUAUUAUAGUGGCUGUUUUCGGAAACUUGUAACGUACAGUAGUUAUUUUUGUUUGUGUUUUAAGGUUACAGAUGAUAUUUGGCUGUAAAAGCUGAGUGUGUUUAUAGCAGACAUGGCAGACGAGGCGUUAUUUCAGUUCCUCCAUAAUGAGCUGAUUCAGUAUGUAAACAGUGCAGAGAGCGGAGAAUCUGACAAUGGACGGUGUGUUUCCAAGCUUGAGAAUAUGGGAUUUCGGGUAGGACAAGGUCUGAUAGAAAGGUUCACCAAAGACACGGCACGUUUUAAGGACGAGCUCGAUGUCAUGAAGUUUGUCUGCAAAGAUUUUUGGACCUUCGUGUUCAAAAAGCAGAUUGACAACCUGAGAACGAACCAUCAGGGUAUUUAUGUGCUACAGGAUAACAAGUUCCGUCUACUAAAUCAACUGUCUGCUGGUAAACAGUACCUGGAGCAUGCCCCAAAGUAUUUAGCAUUCACCUGUGGCCUGGUGAGAGGGGGGCUGUACAAUAUUGGUGUGAAGAGCGUUGUCACAGCUGAAGUAUCCGUCAUGCCUGCUUGUAAAUUCCAGGUCAUGAUCCAGAAAGCGUAAUACACUGCAAAGAACAACAACUUUAUAAUAUAUUUGUUUGUUUUAGUUCUGUUUCCAAUUUGCAUUUUUAUUGUAUUGUAUAAUUAGUUUAUUCUUUUAAUUUGUACCAUAGCUUCAAUGUAUUAUGGCUUUGUCACAUUAAUCUUGUAAAUUGUUUGCACUGGAAAUCUUUAAAAAGUCUAUAAAGA
Molecule: messenger RNA, 851 nt
Organism: Trichomycterus rosablanca
Lineage: Eukaryota; Metazoa; Chordata; Actinopteri; Siluriformes; Trichomycteridae
Gene: trappc6b
Product: trafficking protein particle complex subunit 6B
Exons: 6
Coding region: 190-663 (157 amino acids)
Biological process (GO): endoplasmic reticulum to Golgi vesicle-mediated transport; regulation of GTPase activity
Cellular component (GO): cis-Golgi network; TRAPP complex; trans-Golgi network
Source: RefSeq, a predicted model, not a curated record